This is a messenger RNA of Symbiodinium sp. CCMP2592, 417 nucleotides long. The record is from the annotation of a GenBank genome assembly. Lineage: Eukaryota; Dinophyceae; Suessiales; Symbiodiniaceae.
AUGCCUCCUGCGGAGCCUGACGCUGGUGGCGGCGUGCUGAAGCCAAAAAGGAAGGCAUCGAGGGCGAACGAAGGUGGGAAGAUGAAGAAAAGGGCCCCUGGCCCGAAAGGUGCGGAUGAGACCACAGAGUCGGAUCGGAGGGAGAAGCCAAUCCACGAGGCCGCAGCGCAGGCGUCGAGUGAGCUGCCCGUGUUGCUGGGCAACGAGUCACCGACCUCUCCAACAGCCGAGCAGAAGCGACUUCGGGCGGCGCUUGCGGAAGCUGAGGCUCGCGAGGACAGCUCCAGCUCCAAGGAGGCCUGGUUGGGACUUUUGAUGUUUGGCUCCGCGUACGGAGCUUACCACGACCCAGACACCCCCAAAGUGGAGAAGAUCUUGCUGCGACGUUUUUCCUACUUGAUGUGCAAAAGGCAGUAG